Lymnaea stagnalis (great pond snail) is the source of this 4370-nucleotide messenger RNA. NCBI's taxonomy places the organism in Eukaryota, Metazoa, Mollusca, Gastropoda, Lymnaeidae. The record is from the annotation of a GenBank genome assembly.
GGGGAAUUCGAGGCGGGUCUGAAUUUACCUUUUAGUCUGGCCUCAGAUUCAGACAAACCGGAAUCUUCAGAUUCUAACAAACCUGAAUAUUUAGAUUCUGACAUACUUGAAUCUUCGGUAUCAGACAAACCGGGAUCCAAGACAAAUGUCAAUAGCAGAAAGGAAUCUUACAGAAGACAGAAGGAGAAAGAGCUUUACGAUCCAUUUCUAGACCCUGUCGAGAGCCCCGCGGAUGUUUUCAAAGACGAGGACGCCUCGAUUGAGACCUUCGAUUACAACACGAAAGGGAAGUUCUUGGAUGAGAGACUCACAGAUCUGGACUUGGACCCGGGGCCCUACGAGACGAAAGCCGAGUUCUUGGAGAAGAGCGACCAGCAGGAGCUGGAGGGGGUUGAGAAAAUGCUGACAAAGUUAAAGUUUCGUGCCAAACUGAGCAGGGACAAGCGGGAGAAACCGCAAAUAUUCCCUUUGAGGAAGAACAGAAGCGAAUCCGAUGUUCGUCCAUUUUCAUCAUCGGUCUCUAAACGUCGAUUUGGGGGCUCCACAACUUCGCGGUUUUUUAAAGAAAUUAACCAUGAGCGGCGGAUGAGGAGGGCUGAUAUAAAGAAUGCAACUCUGUUGGUCUCUAGAAAUUUCACAGAUCGUAGUUUGCAAAGAUAUGACAAUGUCCAGUCGUGGGCUAGAAUCAAGCGACGUGCGGCCAGACCUGACUUGACCAGAGUGAAACCUGUCCGGGGUAGUGAGUAUAAGGUCGAGGCAGAAGUUAAGAGGCGGGAAAAGUACGCCGAUACGUCCAAAUAUGAUUUCAGUGAUUACGGACUCGAGGUCUCGUAUGACGAGAUGGACAUGACGAAACCGGAGGAAGGCGAGGUGCCUCCGAGUAUGGGGGACACCCUGAGUGACAUCGAUGGAAGUUACCUGAGCGACGACCCGGGAGAUUUGUUCUCGCCGGGGUCGAAAGCGGUGAACGAAGCGGACGAUGCGGCCUCACAAGAGUUGAAACGGGUCGCCGAGGUGGAAGCGGUCGGUGAGAUGGAAGAUGUCGGCGAUGUAAACGAUAAAAAUAACAAGAAUUUGGGGGUUGCAUUAAUGAAACCUUUAGGACACGAUGGAGAGCUCACCAACUUUAAGCGACCGAUUGGUCCCCACAAUGACAUGGACAUGGCAAUGAGGUCAGUCGACAAAAAUCUGGGACUGAGUGGAGCAGACGAGCUAACAGGUCAACCCAUUGGCGACAACUCUGACAUCGAUACUGAAAUUGGAGACAUCGUGAAUGAGAGUGAAGGUGGGGCCACGAGAGACGAAGCUGACGAGGGCCUGAAGGUCUUUGACCAAAUUUUGAGGGAUAACAUGGACGAUUAUAGUGAUUUGAAAAUUCCUGGUGAUGUAAAUCUUGACAAGAAAGCUGUCGGUCAACAAUUGAUGGCGAUGGAAAAUGCAAGAAUUAAAGGCAUCGACGCAGAGAUGAUGAGGCAGCGACUCAAUAUAAUGGAAGAAACGGUGGCAGAAAGGCUCAGAGAGAGGUUGGAGCAUGAGAAGGAGUUAAAGGAAAUCGACAACAUUGAUGAGCUGCAGAGGGAGAUCUCUGAAUCCCUGGAAGAGAUGAGCACCAUGAUGAAUAUCAAGAAUAAGUCGAAGAAUGCUACAACACGUAAGGUUUCGACCCAAAUCCCGCAUACGUACAAUCAAAGUAAACUGGGUCUAAACACUACCAGUAGCAGUAGUCGUCAAAACGAAACGACAUGGAAUGAGGAACACCAAGAUAUGAGCUCCACAGACUCGCCUGAACACGGAGACGCGGUCAUUAAUUAUAGUGUUGGCUACAACAACAUCAAAGGCAAUCAAUUGACCACGAACUCUCCAAAGAAAGUCAGUAAACCAACGACUUCCCCCAAACCGGUUGAGCGUGGCGGAACCUCUAAGGGCGUGGCGAUUGGUCAGAAGGAGGGUACACAAUGGCGGACGCGCGAGUCUUAUUACGACAGGAAGCGUGACAGAACUACUGAAGGCGAGGCGAGUGAUCGGAGAGAAGGUGAGCUAUGGCGGACGGGCAAGUCUUAUAACGAGAGGAAAAACAGAAAAAAAUUUCUAGACGAAGACGAAAUCGAGUCGCCUCCGAGAGCUAACUGGAACUAUGAAAAUAAACUAUACAGCAAGUAUAUAAAAUCUGACACACCAGAGCAAUAUCGAGAAGAAUCGUUGAUCGUUGAAGAACACAAACCGGUAGUUCAGGGAGAAAAUGAAAAACGAGUUUCAAAUGCCACAGCCAGGAAACAACAUUCAACAAAGCAGCAUCGGUCUCGCAAGCGGCGCAACGUUGGCGCACAGAAGGAGAUGAGCGAUGCGAGAGUUGCUGACAUAAACGAACUUUCUUCGGAGCCCGGGUCAAGCUACGGCAUGGGUGAAGGGAUGAGUGAGUUCAGUUCCAUGCAGAGUUACGAUCCUGAACAUGACGUCAUUUGGGCUGAUAACGAUGACGAUGAUUUACAGUUAGAAAACAGCCAAAUUUGGCUGGAAGAAACAGAUCGAAAAGCCGCCGAAGAAGAGAAAAGUAGAAAAAACAGUUCCCAAAACGAGAUGCUGGAAAAGAAUGUGUUUCCAUUCGCUGACCCCCUGGCUGUUGGGAAUUUUAAGGAAGAACUAGAAACUGGAGACCCACUAGAGUCGGGUGAUCAUUUUCGUCAAGAUGGAACUAAAACGAAGCAGUUUAAUAUAGAAGAAAAGGAUGUCAGUGACGAACAAGCUCUGGAAAACAAGAACAAUCAAAUCAAGUUUCAGCCUCCAACAAUCGAAAAACCUCUUACAGACGAACAACUUCUAGCAGAAUUUCAACUGACGAAAAACUCUAAGCUUCCAACAAACAACCAGUCUCCACAACGCUACCAACUUCUAACAGACAAACAACUUCUAACAAACAAACAACUUAUAUCAAACGACCACCUUUUAACAAACGCACAGCCUGGAGAUGAGGAACUCAGCAAACAGAACAUUGAUGCAAACAAUAGCAACCCCCUUUCUAUGUACUCAAAAUUCCUUGGUGCCAUUGGGAUGACGUCAACAAACAACCAAACAAUGCUCGCCUCAGAAAAGAGCCAAUCAAACAUUGUGAUAAAAGACGUACCAGUAGCAGCCAUUCAGGAUGUCGUAACAGCGAAGAACUCAGUCUCAAUGAACGUUAAACAACUGGCGACCACAAACCUCGCUGAAGCCGAAUCUAAACGCAACGACAGCAAUGGGACUAUGGUGAUGGAUCCAUCAUUUAUAAAAGACCAAAUCAAAAAGGUUAAAUUUGAACCAUCAAACAUCGCAGAAUACCAUGAUAGAAAUCCCACUUUAUUUGAUGUUGAAGCCCAGUCACCCCUGGCCGUAUCAAAGAGUAAUCAGCCCUUGGCGACAGCCGAGCUAAACGCAUCAGAAGUAGAAACACUCGAGGAUUUCAUAAAGGGUUUGCGUGAAAGCAAGCGACCCAUUGCAAAGUCUAAGAAGGAAGCACUUGAGAAGGUUCUUGGGAAAUCUAGAAAUAGCCAGCUACCCGCUAUCCCCCAAAGCAACGCAGACGAGAUUCCAACCAAAGCUCAAAACAUCCAAAGCGCGUUCACGGGUCAAAUCGAUGAACAAAAAAGCUAUGAAAACUCAAACAGAUUAUUUUCAUCAUUGUUAGAACUUGAAGAGAAAAUUAAAAACCCGCAACGUUCUGAAACGGCUGAAGCUGAUAUACUCAGAGACACUGACGGAGUUAUGCAGCUGGAACCUUUCGAAUAUCUCCCCGUGAAGUCCGGCACGCGUGAUGGAGGUGAAACUGUCGAGGACAAGAAGGGCGACGAGCUCGGAGAUGUGACCGACAAGGAUGAGACUUCAGAAUUUUACAAAAAAUGGAACCAGAUCGAGAAUAUGGAACUCCGGAGAUUGGAAUCAAAUGUGGUGCGUCAAAGAUAUGAAGCGCUUGACGAUCUGAGAAAGGAAAAUCUACGAAUGAAGUUGUCACAAGAUGAAGACGUGGAAAACGAGGAGGGAAAUGACGGAUUAACAGCGGCGAUCUCGGAUUUAGACGAUGAGAAACUUGAGAAAUCUUUCCAAGACCUGAGCCUCUUAGCGGAGAUACCCGUUCAUAAAAAAGGUUCUGGUCAUCUUCUUGGAAAAAAGGGAAAACCCAAGGGAUCAAAUACUGAAAAGGGGAAAGAAAAUAAUGGGAAAAAAUCGAGUCAUCGCUAAAAUAAUAACAGAUGCUGAUGCAGAUGACACUAAAAAUGAGCAGAUGAGACCGAAAGAAUCAAAGCAUGGCUCGCUAUUUCAAUGUCGUCGCGUUUUUUUCAUGUUGGAUCGACAAAAUUUUGAUCGUUUCACUGAAUUAAGCAAUAAUCCAUGAGGGA